This is a messenger RNA of Perca flavescens (yellow perch), 1207 nucleotides long. Its product is annotated as ras-related protein rab7. Gene Ontology annotation, cellular component: phagocytic vesicle; late endosome; lysosome. Gene Ontology annotation, biological process: phagosome-lysosome fusion; endosome to lysosome transport. NCBI's taxonomy places the organism in Eukaryota, Metazoa, Chordata, Actinopteri, Perciformes, Percidae. The transcript is spliced from 5 exons. The coding region runs from base 67 to 699 and encodes 210 amino acids. Gene Ontology annotation, molecular function: GTPase activity; GTP binding. The record is from RefSeq and is a predicted model, not a curated record.
AUUCCGAAGAGCUCUUGAAGGCAGCAGCAGCAGCUGAAACUCCGGUGGAAACAAACCACAACAGACAUGAACGACAGAAAUAGUCCGGUUACACUGAAAAUAAUCCUCAUAGGAAACUCCGGGGUGGGAAAAUCCUCCUUCAUGAACAGAUACGUGAAUCACCGCUUCACCAACAUGUACCGGGCCACGAUAGGGACCGACUUCCUCUCCAGAACAGUCAACAUAGAGGAAGACGCAGUCACCCUGCAGAUCUGGGACACAGCGGGCACGGAGAGGUUCCAGUCUCUGGGUACGCCUCUGUACAGAGGAGCUCACUGCUGCAUGCUGGUGUUUGAUGUCACAUCCCGAGCCAGUUUCUCUGCCCUGGUGGAGUGGAGGAAGGAGUUUCUGAUCCAGGGCGAGCCUCCGGACCCAUCCGGCUUCCCUUUCAUUGUACUGGGCAACAAGACUGACCUGAGCAACCGGGAGGUGUCUGGCAGGAAGGCCUUGCAGUGGUGUGAGGAAAUAGGAGCAGAAUACUUUGAAGGAAGCGCAAAAGAUGAUCUAGAUGUGGAAAAGCCAUUCUUGAGAGCAGCUCAGAGGGGCUUGCAACAGAUACAUUACUCCCUACAGUACAAAAAACACACAUUGGAAAAUACAGGACAUUUCCAGAUAACCUGCGAACAGCCGAGAGAAACUCGCAACACCUGUGAGUGCUGAGAGCAGCACUCGUCUCAGUGUGGGAGGAAAAGUUCAGAGAGACCUCGGCACUGCUGAUGAUGACCUAUCUAACGAGGGUGCAAAAUAGUGACCCAGCAAAGGUACUGUGGAAGGAAAGGACACAAUUGUAUACCACAUGGAGAGAGGAACAAACUCAUUAAAUGUUUUUUUUUCUUCUUUUUUUGAGAACCUUCAGCUUAUGGUCUAACUUAAGGCAUCACUACUAAAAUACACUGCUUUUGCAUGCAUGUCUAGUUUUGUUCAACAGACACACUGACACACACACAAAUUAUGAAUGCAUAUGAAGAGAAACUUCAUUUCUAGAAAGAAAUUGGGAGAAACCACAAACAGAAACCAAGGUGCCAGCUGGAGAAAAGGCAGCAAGCGAAAACCUUGGCUCUGAUCUUCCUGGCCGUUAACAUCACAACUGAAUCCGCCCUUACAAAGUAGAUAUACACUCACGUCUGGUCAGAAACCUCCUGCCUGUACAAAAAUCUUGUAUUGUAAU